Neolamprologus brichardi is the source of this 5354-nucleotide messenger RNA. The record is from RefSeq and is a predicted model, not a curated record. NCBI's taxonomy places the organism in Eukaryota, Metazoa, Chordata, Actinopteri, Cichliformes, Cichlidae.
GCCUUUUCACUGUAGAGGAAGACAGUUCACGUCUGUCCACAUUCUGCGGCUUUUUCGGUUCGGUCUCUCGGUCGGUGGAAGAGCGAGACCUCUCACAGGAGGUGGAGUUCGCCGUGCUUAAGCUACGCGGGACCAGUCGUCUCUUGUGAUGUUAACAGAGAGCUGAAAAGACAGCCCUGCUUGCUCCGAUACAUGACAGCGUACACAAGUCAUGGAGCUCCACAGAUCCUUGAGCUUGUGGAUAUUGUGUUUGUGUCUCGUUGGAGAAAGUUGGACUGAAAAGCCAAGUUCACCUACACCGGUGGACAGUCAACUUGCUGAAAAUGGAAUGCCAGAUUUUUGUCGCAUUGAUGAGCCACUAUGCAAGGAUGAAAAUGCCUUUCUCACCUUUGAAGCUAUCCGUAAUAUCCAUAAGCAGAUGGAUGAUGAUGCAAACGGCAAUGUAGACGUCCUAGAGACAGAUGGCUUCCUGAGAGAAGAUUUAAACUACCAUGACCCCAAGGCCAAACAUAACAGCUUCCAUGGGGAUGACCAGUUCAUCAGUGUGGAGGACUUGUGGAAUUCAUGGAAGGGCUCUGCAGUGUAUAAUUGGACAGUGGACGAGGUGGUGGAAUGGCUCAUCAACUAUGUGGAGCUGCCACAGUAUGUGGAUGCAUUUCGCAAGAUGAAUUUCAAUGGAAGUGCCAUGCCAAGGCUUGCUGUAAAGAACACCACUCUGACACUCUCUAUUCUGAAGAUUUUGGAUCGAAGCCAUGUGCAAAAGUUGCAGCUCAAAUCGUUGGACACCGUACUCUUUGGAGCACCACUGAUGAAUAGACAUAACCACUUGAAGGACUUCAUGCUGGUCGUGUCAAUAGUCAUAGGCAUGGGUGGAUGCUGGUUUGCCUACAUCCAGAACCGCUACUCUAAGGACCAUAUGAAGAAGAUGAUGAAGGACCUAGAGGGCCUGCAGAGAGCUGAGCAGAGUCUGCAUGACCUACAAAAGAAGUUGCAGAUUGCCCAGGAGGAGCAUCGAACAGUUGAAGUAGAGAAGGUAAAUCUUGAGCAGAAGCUGAGGGAUGAGAUAAACGCUGCUAAGCAGGAGGCCCAACGAUUGAGAGAGCUGCGUGAAGGCACAGAGAAUGAGCUGAGUCGCCAAAAGUAUGCAGAAGAAGAGCUCGAACAGGUGCGCAUGGCAUUGAAGAAGGCGGAGAAGGAGUUGGAGUCACGGAGUAGCUGGUCGCCACCAGAGUCUCUACAGAAAUGGCUGCAGCUCACCCAUGAGGUGGAAGUGCAGUACUACAACAUCAAGAAGCAAAAUGCUGAACGGCAACUCCUGGUGGCCAAAGAAGGGGCAGAGAAGAUAAAGAAAAAGAGGAACACUCUCUUCGGGACUUUCCAUGUGGCUCACAGCUCCUCCCUGGAUGAUGUGGACCACAAAAUAUUAGCAGCAAAACAAGCCCUUGGCGAGGUGACCGCUGCUCUGCGAGAGAGGCUGCAUCGCUGGCAGCAGAUAGAGAUCCUAACGGGUUUUACCAUCGUCAACAAUCCAGGCCUCCCCUCACUGGCCUCGGCCCUCAACCUCGACCCCACUUUCAUGGGCGGCAGAGCUACACCUCAGCACUUCAUCAUGUCUGACGACAUGGACGACAUGGACGAGGAUAUCGUACCCGGAACUCUGUCAUCUCCCAGUAUGAUGUCUCUGCGCCAACGCCACAUUGAUCCCCAGCUGGCCCUGGGCUCCCAGAGGUUGGUAGAGAGUUGCCUGUUGGCGGGGCAGCAGGGCGAGGGAACCCCCUACCAUUCGAGGCCUAGGGCUACCUUCAGACAUUCACGCAGCCACUCGUUUGGGCAGCUCGAUUGUCUCCCUCUGCCUCCCCUCUCCUCGGCCGUUUCUCACCCGUCCAUAAUCUUUACUUCCAGCCAAAUUCCUCAGUCGUCAUCAUCCUUAUCCUCAUCUUCCUCCUGCUUACCCAGCUCUGUGGGUGGCAGUGCAACCCCUCAUUCCCAUGCAUACCAUGCUUCUUUCCAGCCCAUGGAUCCUAUUCCUGAUUUGUCAUUCUCAGAUGUCUCCAAAGUGCACUCCUUGUGCAGCGACAGUUUCGGGGAUCUAAAUCGCUCCGACUCAGACUCCUCUUUGUCCCUUUCACAAGUUGGUGAUCGGCUGUCUGCCUGCAGCUCCAAAGGCCACUUAAUCAAGCCCACUUCUCUCGUGCACGGCCUGUCCAACCGGGCAGAUGAUGCCGUCUCACUGCAUGCUCACACCCCCAAUGGAGGGAACCGUGUUUAUGAGGGAGGUCCCGACAGCCCCAUACUCAUGAAGAAGGUGUACAGCCUGGGAGAGAUCAACAGUCUGUCCGAGUCAUCUCGCUCACUCAGCCCAAACUCCACUGAACCUGACACACCAUCACCAACAGGAGGGCAGGUAGGAGUGGUGGGAGCUAAAGCCAACAGCCGCAUCCCACAGCUGUCCUCCAAGAAGAGCCCCCUAGAGGAAGAUAGUGGUUCAACAGGAGAAGACACAGAUUCAGCUGCCAGCCGUAAGAAACAUACCUUCAAGAUCUUCAAAAAACAGAGGAAAUAAAAACUAAAUGAACUAUGGGCUACCAAAGCUGUCUGACUGUAUUCCUCUGUCUGACCUGUUUUUGUUUUUGUUAUGUUUUUUAGUUUCUAGUUUUGGGGGUUCAUUAAUGGUCACAUGAUGGCAAGAUUUUUUGUCAUUGAAUCUUUUUGUAGGUUACAACACCUACUUUGAGAGACUGUGGACUGUUUUACCCAGCUUUAUCUGCUUAUACUUGGUCAAUGUUGAGUAUGUGGGAAAUGGGCAGGUUUGUAUUUUGGAAUGUAAAGUGUUAUUUAUUCUGCAGGAACUUGUGCCAGUGUCAAAGGGAAAUAUGUCUCCCACUUGUUGUUUCCUUUUUUUCCUUCUUGUUCUACAAUCUAUAACAUUUUGCAUGUCUUCACUUUUGUUUGACAGAUACUCGAAUGCUCUUAGUGUUUGCUUGGUUCUUGUUGUUAACCUGCUUAGACAACACUUGUUUCUUUUAUUACUAUCAAAACACCUACAAGUCCAAAGUGAAUGCGCACUCCUGACUAUUUUCUUUUUAUUGAUGGGUACACUUUGUCUGUUUUCUUUUUGUUGUCUUGUUUGCGGCAAAAAUGACACAUUCAGGGGAUCUUCAAAUACAAGAGGUGUAUUAGAAUGCUCCUGUAUAUUACCUUUGGCUGUAAAAACAAAUGUUGUGUGUUGCUAUUUGAACUCAGUAUAUUACGAUGCCUUCUUAGGGCCAUUCUAGGUAAUAAUAAUAAAAAAAUAAUAAAAAAGGAUCAGGGAGGGGGUGAUACUCUGAAAAAGAAAAAAUCCUAACUUUUAUGAGAUCUUAGAUGGAAAAUUUAUUUUUUAAAUGAAUGCAAAAAAACCCCAAAAACUAUAGUCUCACAUUGAAGUCACAAAUAUACAAAAUAAAAAUGUUCCUCUUUUUGUAAAGCAAUCUCAUCACACUAGAUGGUGCUUUGCCUCUAUUAUUCCUACUGACAUUAUUCAGAUGCAGUCAGCAACUAUCUGGGAGCCCAUAAUAUCACAUUAAGUAUUGCUGUUUAUUGGGUUAUUCAGAAGAAAUAUACUGAUUUGCAUGAGAUGCUUUUGUGUAACAGUUAUUCUUGCAUCACGCCUCAACUUGGCCAUUUUCUGUUUAGCAAUAGAAACCACAUUUUUAAAAAGAUAAAAUAAAAGAUAAUUAUUAAGGGUUUUAAUGUUUUUCUCAGAAUAUUAAUCGGAUAUCUUUUUUCCACAUAGAACAGCCCUAAUAAGCUGUCCUAGUGUAUCAGCAUUAACUGCUGGGUCUAAAUGUAUUUGUAUUGCACCCUAGAGGUAAAUUCUUGCAAAGUAUCUAAAGGACCAGCAUCAGACCUUUUGCAGUUUUGAGUUUUAGUGCGUUUGAAAAAUGGGAGAGUGAAGAAUGUCUCUUCUAUCUCUUGGCUGAAAUAUCCAGCUUAUCUUAAGGACUAUCACUGAUUACACUGGGGGUUUACACACACCCUCACUGAACCAUACGGUUAUCAGGUGUUUGAAGACUAAACAUGUCUAGGGUGUAUAUAGAAAUAAAAAGAUUUAUUAGGCAAGAAAUUACCAAGAUGUUUGAAGUGGCAGCCAUGAAAUGCAAUGGUAUCUUUAGGUAUUUAAUUUUAAAGUUAGGAUACACAUUGUGAAAAGAAAAUGCUAGAGAUGCUUGCUUUCUACACCUGUAUAUCAUAAGAAAAUGUACACCUUUGGGUUUGUUUUGUAAGAAUAGCCCCUUGAAGGUUAACCAGGAUCCCACAAUUUUCACGUAAUGUGGAUUGGGCUAUGCGGUCCUGUCUUUUAGUUUUAUUUUUUUGUUUGUCUUUUUAGUGGACAUUAAAAGAUCCACAGCAGUUUUUUAGUGAGGAUUGGUUGUUGGUAAGGGCUAUAAUUAAGGAAAGUCUUUUGCUCUGUACAAGACUGAAAAUUUAAAGUUGUAACCACUUCUGGUUAACGUUUUAUGGAGGCAGGAAGUCAAUCAUGUAAAAGUGCCAAAUUGUGAUUUCUGUCAGAGGCCUUUGUAUUUGUAGUGUGUUCUAAACCUUGAGCCCCUUUUGCACAGAAGACAAAAGUGCAUGAUGUAUACAGUAAUGUAUAUUCAAAGAUGAACUGCUGAAUGUCCGAGGGUAUUUCCUGUAACAGUAUGAUCAGUACCGUAUGUUUACAUUUGUAACAAAUAAUUAUUAUUCUCAGAUAAGUACAACAACAAAAAAAUACCUUGUGCCAGUUUUAAUGUUGAUUGCUUCAUUUGAGCACAAAACUAUGCAUCUAGUUGUAGGUGAUUACUAAAGUAGUAGGGACGCCAGUACACUUAGGGUGCUCCUGAUCAACGAACAACCAAAAAGUGCUGCAGAAGACACAAGAAGUCUCCCCCAGCUUCAUAAUGUAACAGGUGGUUUGGAUUUAUAAGACACGUUUAAAUAUUUUAUUUAAACAAAUAAGACGAGCUUAAAAAAAAUAACAAUUUCCUACUGGUACUUUUUUAAAGUGUCAUUUGUACCUUUUUUGCACGACAGAGCUGUAAAUUGGUUAUGGCAUCUGAAUGUGUGAGUGUGUCUGUCUGCUCCCGGUAUAAUGCACUGUAACGUUGAUGCAUGUCAACUGUCAUAACGAAACCUAUAUUGGGUUAAAAGAGUGGAUCAGCUUAAGCUCUUAAGUCCUUCACCCUACUUUUCUCCUUGUCUUUAUUUUGAGCUUCUAUUUAUGAAAACCUACAGUAUAUUUGUGCAGGGAAAAAAAUCAUUUUGCAUCUAAUGUUGUGGUCUAAACUUUGAUGGCACUCCUGCAUGAAAGCAAUAAACUAUUUUGAAUGAAA